AUGUAAAUUUGCAAGGACCUUAAUAUAAAGAAACCAUAAACAUAAAACCUGAAAAUUCUCUAAAACCCUACUACACACAGUACACACACAGAAACUGCAGAAAAAAACCAACAAUGCGUCGUCCUCAUUUUAAUCCUCAUCAAUACAACGCUAACAAUCAACAGCUCCAAAACAAUGGCGUAAAUCUUCCACCUCCACAACAGCAGGUUUUUGGGAACCAAGGUAAUUUUGGCCCUAAUCCAAUGCAAAUGCAGUCUCAAUUUCAAAUGGGAAUGCUCAAUAAUCCUCAAUUAGGAAUGCCACCCUUUAACAACCCAAAUGCCUAUUUUCCCCAACCCCAGUUUUUCCCCUUUCCGCAAGGUCCUAUGCAGAAUCUGAAUGCCAACAACUUAGCUCAGCUCUUGGUACAAAAUGCUGUAAACUUACCUCAGUUCUUGCCGAAUGGGCAAAUGGGGGUGCCAAAUUUAAUGCAAAAUGUGAACCAGCUUCUGCACAUGCAAAUGGCGAAUACUGGCCUCCAAAAUCCGCGUCCUUUUGGCAAUGGGCAAUUGGGUAUGGCUAUGCAGAAUGGCAGCGGUUUAAAUAAUAUGAACCAGAAUGCUGCUGCGACUAAUGUUUUGAAUUCUCCUCAAGUGCAACACAGUCAGAAUGUCUUUUCUCCGGGUGCUGCAAGCUCACAGAACAAUGCAGGAUUUGUUAAUGGAGUAAAUGACAGAAAUAAUGGUUGGAAAAAAUCUCAUGACAAGAACCAUAAACAUGAUGCUUCACAAAGAGGAUUUGGCAAGAAGCCGUUUCAAAAUCGUCAAAAUGCACAAGGAAACUUCAAGUUCAAUAAUGAAAAUCGAGGAAAAGGGAACCAAAAUGCUGGAGGGAAGAACUUCAACUUUUCGAAUUCAAAUGAGCAAAAUCAAGGUGUGCAAAAGAGGUCUAUUGCGUUAAACUACACAGAACAAGAAAUCAAACAGUGGCGUGAAGAACGCAAGAGAAAUUUCCCAUCAAAUGCCAACAUCGAGAAGAAGUUGAAAGUGAGUCCAACAAAGCCUGAGGUCACGGAGGAAGUGGCAAAGAUACGACGACAGCAACUUAAAGAGAUCUUGGCGAAACAAGCUGAAUUAGGCUGCGAAGUCGCCGAAAUACCGUCUUGUUACUUAUCAGAUUCUGAGCUACAGACAGAUGGCAGACAGCAAAAUAAUAAGCCGUUUGAUAAGAGGGAUAGAUUUCAUAACAAGUUCGAUAAGAGGGGAAAAUUCGACCAAAAUAACCGGUUCUCCAAGAGACAAAGAUACGAAAACGGCGAUUCAACAAAUUUGCCGAACCAAAACGAUCAAUUCAGUAGCAAUCAGAGAUGGGCUAAUGGCCCCACAAAUAACCUGCGUCGAGAAAAUAAGGUGGAGCAAUCUCUAUUGAAGAAACUGUUGAGUUCUGAUAUCAAGAAAGACAAGAAGCAUCUGCUGCAGGUUUUCAGGUUUAUGGUAAUGAAUUCGUUCUUCGAAAACAACUUGUCUGAAACCCCCCUGAAAUUUCCGGAAGUCGUUGUCAGAGAAUCGUGCGAUGGAAGUGCGAUUGUGCAAGAGAAAUCUCAAGCGGUCAAAGGUGAUACUGUUUGCAGUGUUGACGUUGAUGACAUCAGCACCGGUGAAGCUGCUAGUACUAGCAGGGCAUAUGCCGGUUUUGCUGGAGAUCGUAAGGGAAGCCCUCGAGAAAUCGGUGAAAUCUCCGACUGAUUAUUUUGUUUCUUCUGUAUACGUUGUCGAUUUUUUGUUUGUGUAUAUAUGACUGUACACUUACGAUAACGGAGAACUGUUUGUUGUAUGAUUUUUCAUUUCCAU
Molecule: messenger RNA, 1829 nt
Organism: Erythranthe guttata (spotted monkey flower)
Lineage: Eukaryota; Viridiplantae; Streptophyta; Magnoliopsida; Lamiales; Phrymaceae
Source: RefSeq, a predicted model, not a curated record